UAGGUACGUUACUCCAAAGUAUACCAGGUAUGAGCUGUCACAACUUCCGUAUUUUAACGUCAACGUACUGGUGAUUAGGUGCUCAAUUUUUUAUCAAAUCAAAUAUGAAAAUCGAUAUCCUAAGCUUUGCAAGGGGAUUUUUACAUUUUAUCUACAACGUUAACUUUCCUGUUUACCGAAAUUGAUUUCGAUAAAUACUUACUUUCAUGUUUACGAUUGGCACAUACAGAGUUUAAUAUAUAUUAUAUUAGGUACCUACGAUUGUUACUAAGCAUAGGAGUAUCUAACAACAUAUUUUUUUUAGUUGAAAAUAUCCUUAAAAGUGAUAGUGCUGGUACCAUCUCAAUUGUUCAAUUUUUCAUAAUUUUUUCAUUGAUUAAAAUUUAAAAUGAUUAAAUCGAGUUUAUUAUUGAUUUGCACGAUAUUCGUUUCGUUUCAAAAUGUUUACUCGCAAAUGGAUGAUUUUGGAGGACUCUUAGGAUCAUGCGUUGAACCAGGAAUAUCUACAAAUGGUUCUGUCUACGGCGAUAUUGAUGGAAAAUGGUAUACUCAUUGGGUAUUGGGCAAGUAUUCUCCUUUAAAAUUCUUCCAGUGCCAGUCUAAUAAGAUCGAUGUUAAAACACAAGAUCCUAAAGUCAUAAGUCGAUUUGCAAUAACAGCCAUUCCAUAUUCAUUUGAAUGGUACGGUAAUGUUAAACCACUCAACACGAGUCAAGGCGAAUAUACUUUCAAUUACGAUACUGUUCUAGGAUACAUUCCUCAAAAAACCGCUUUUCUACGAAAUUAUAGCGCUGGAGCAGCUUUAUUAUGGACUUGUUUAGACUUUCAAGUUUUUCAUUUCGAAAGUAUAUUGGUGAUGACGAAAUAUCAAGAUCCUACCGAUCCUCAUAUCGAUGAUAAGAUUUACCAGGACAUGGAAAAUACUCUCAAGAAAUCUGGAAUUUCUCCAAAGUCGUUUGUGAAAAUUGAUCAGUAUAAUUGUAAUUAAUUGUAAAAUCGGCCCAAAACAUGGAAAAUGAAAUAUGAAAAAAUGAAUGUACAUCAUUAUUUAUAAUUUAUGGAGUGUUUGAUUGUUUUAUUCAAUCAUUCCUAACUUAAAAAAAAAUAUAUUAUUGACAAUUUUUUAUUUCGGUAA
Planococcus citri (citrus mealybug) is the source of this 1135-nucleotide messenger RNA. RefSeq lists its product as uncharacterized. Lineage: Eukaryota; Metazoa; Arthropoda; Insecta; Hemiptera; Pseudococcidae. The transcript has 5 exons. The record is from RefSeq and is a predicted model, not a curated record. Bases 389 to 988 code for a protein of 199 amino acids.